AUGAAGGGAGCAGCUGGCACAUGCAUCAUACCUGAUAAAGAUCAAAUUGACCUCUCCGACCACAAUCUCACCGGAGUGCCUUCAAACCUACCACAAAACACCCAGUAUUUGGAACUCUCCUUCAACUCCAUCUCCACGCUGACAUCAGAGGGUCUGGCCAGCCUGUCGGCCCUGUGCAUCUUUAAAAUGACUAACUGUGGGCUGACCUCCAUCUUGCCAACAGCGUUUCAAGGAAACCCUCGCCUGGAGGAGCUGGACCUCUCCUUCAAUGCACUCUCAACAAUCCCUGAAAUACAAAGACUGCCCAAGCUCAGAAUUUUGGACCUUUCUGAAAACCUCUAUGAGUCUUUCACCUUGGGCCAGUCCUUUCAAAAUCUACAGAGUCUCUCUUCCAUCUCUCUGGGAGGUCCACGAAUAUCACAUCUGGGCAAGCGCGACUUGAAACCCCUCACAAGUUCCCCCCUGCCUAACCUCACAGAUGACCUGAGAAAUGUGGGGAAGCUCCAGCACCUCACCUUUGAGAACUCCUGGUACAGCAGUUCAGAUUUGUCACAGGCCUUUGUCCACAUCAUUCAGUCUCCACUGCAGACAUUAUCAUUUAGAAACUGCUCUUAUAAUGUAUUCCCUAUCCGUGCCCUGUCAACUUUGAAAGAGCUUAUAAUUAAAAAGAACAAGUUAGAGAGCCUUUACAGAGUUGCAGAAUACACACAUCUAUUGACUCAUCUGGAGAUUUUGGAUCUGAGCUUCAACCCCAUCAAGCUGCCUGACCAUAAGAAGGUGAAUUGGCCCGCACACCUGGGGAACCUUUCUCUGAGUGGAAACCUCCUUGGGAAUGCCUUGUUUGAUCAUCUCUCUCCGCACUUUGUCAGUCUCAAUCUAACCCAAACGGACAUCACAAGCCUGAACACAGACGCUCUUCACCACAUGAAGGACCUCAGGCAACUCUCUCUAGGCUCGAACGCCAUUAGAGACCUUCCACCUGACCUCACGCUGCCAGCACUGGAGGAGCUGCACGUGGACCGCAACAGCAUCGACACGUUGAAGCCGGAGACGUUCAGAGGACUGCCGAACCUCAAGAAAUUCAACGGCGGACACAAUCCAUUUGCUUGUGACUGUAAUCUCUACUGGUUCGUCCAUGACUUUAAUAAAACAUUGCUGGUAGAUUGGCCAGCAGCAUAUAAGUGCUAUUCCCCCGCACAGCUCACUGGAACACCUCUUAAGGAUUUCGAUCCCGGUAAAGUGGUUUGUAACCCAUUGAUCAUGUUUGGCAUUUGUUUUCCAGUAGUCUUGUUUGUCUUGGUCUCUUUUGGCGUGGUGUUUCAUUUCAUGGACGGAGUCUGGUACGUAAAGAUGCUGUGGAUCUGGUUAAGAGUUAAACAGAGGAGUCGGAAUAAAUACAGACGCUUGGCGAGCUCCACCUUCAAUUACCACGCCUUCAUAUCCUACAGUGAGAAAGAUGCCGAGUGGGUUCAGUCCGAAUUGGUGCACCAACUGGAGGCCGCAGAUUUCCACCUGUGCAUCCAUGAGCGAGACUUCGUCCCGGGCGAGUGGGUCAUCGACAACAUCAUCAACUGCGUGGAAAGCAGCUACAAGACCGUGUUCGUGUUGUCACGGAGCUUCGUCCAGAGCGAGUGGUGUAACUACGAGCUCUUCUUCGCACAGCACCGCGCCAUCGACACCCAAGAGGACUCCCUGCUGUUUGUCCUGCUGGAGCCCAUCCCGCCAGACUUGCUUUCCAGAAAGUUCCAGCGCCUGAGGUAUUUCCUCAGGCAGCAGACUUACUUGCAGUGGCCCGACGAGGAGCCCAAGCGCCGGCUGUUCUGGUCCAGUCUGACCGCCAUGUUGAGAACCGCAGACAGGAGUGUCGUGCUGCGCCAAGUGGCAGAAGACAUAGCAGAUCUGUGUCAUAAUGUCACUGAGGAGGCAGAACACACCUAA
Clupea harengus (Atlantic herring) is the source of this 1938-nucleotide messenger RNA. Its product is annotated as toll-like receptor 6. Gene Ontology annotation, molecular function: protein binding; transmembrane signaling receptor activity. The record is from RefSeq and is a predicted model, not a curated record. The transcript is spliced from 3 exons. Gene Ontology annotation, biological process: inflammatory response; immune response; toll-like receptor signaling pathway. Bases 1 to 1938 code for a protein of 645 amino acids. NCBI's taxonomy places the organism in Eukaryota, Metazoa, Chordata, Actinopteri, Clupeiformes, Clupeidae. Gene Ontology annotation, cellular component: plasma membrane.